AUGCUGAUGGACAGUGCGGCGCGCUCGGAUGGAGACGCGACAGAGCCGUCACACAAUCGCAUGGCGGGAUUUGCACCUCUCGUCGAUGCGUCACCGCGCGCCCGACCUGUAUCGCGGACACCGUUUAUGCCGUCGCCCAGGAAACGCGCCGUGGCGCCCAUGUCCAAAGUAAGCCCUGUCAAGGUAGAAAAGCCAGCAGUGCCAUUGGGCGAGAGUCAUGCUAUGAAUUAUGCUACUGACAGAGCGAGUGUACAUGUUGAGGAGGAGCCUUUGGCGGCCCCGCGUGUGGCCCCGCGUGCGACUCCGCGUGCACCGCAAAAAAAGGCGCAGCCGAGCGCAACCUCCAGCACAACGCCGCGAGCUGCGGUGCACACUACGGAAUCAUUAAGACGACCCGCAUCGCGUAUACAGCCACGCACAGCGCCAAAAACAGUGCCGCAGCCAGCACCGCAGUUAGCGCCAUUACCGAGUCCUGCACCGCGCGCGCGAAUUGCGCCUGUAGGGCCGAGGCCCGCAACGUCUAUGAGCGUGAAGCGCGAGCCUACUACACGUGCGCCAGUCUUGCGCACAGCGUCUCCUGUACGUCCUUCCGCGCACCGUCCUAUGCGUGCCAAGGUAGUAGAUGUUUUGCGCGAAAACCCCGUGGCGCGUGCGCAAACGGCGCUUGGAACUCGGUCGGCGUCUUCGCUUGGACCCACCAAGCCGCCGUGCACGGCUUCUUCUAGCAAGCCCAUGCCUGGUGCGGCACAGCGUGUUGAUGUAGCCGCCGUCGAGGCCGAGUUGGGCGACAGCUCGUUUGUGCUGGACGAAAUAGACGCGGACGGCGCUGAUUCCGUGCAAGUACACCUGCGCCUGCGCCCUACUGCGGAGGACGAAGAAUGUGCAUGGCGCACGACACUCGACACGGCCACCAUUAUGCUUGAUCCAGGCAUUGCGGCGAAAAAGCUGCAGCCAAACGCAGGAAUGGCGUACCAUUUUGACGGACUUCAUACUGACAGCUCGAACGCCUCGCUGUAUGCCUCUCUUGCGCGGCCCCUUGUUCAAAGCGUGCUGCGCGGCUAUAAUGCGCUCGUGUUUGCGUACGGCCAGACGGCCAGCGGCAAGACAUUCACACUCAGCGGUGGCGCCAACGAAGAACCCGGAAUUAUACCACGCGCCGUGUGCGACAUCUUCCAAGGGAUCUGCCAGGGGUCGAGCAAGCGCGAGUAUUUGGUCCGACUGAGCUACCUCGAGAUCUGGAACGAAAUUGUGAAAGACUUGCUCGAUCCUACCAGCACACCACAGGUGCGCGACGAUCGGCGGCGCGGUCCCAACGCAGUGUUUAUCGCGCCUUUGCAGGAAGAAAUUGUCUCCUCGCCGAGCCAAGUAUUUGAUUUGCUGGCGCGUGGCGAAGAGAACCGGCAUAUUGGCGCAACCGACUGGAACGAGCGCUCGAGCCGCAGUCAUACGUGCCUGAAAAUCACCGUCGAAUCGUGGGAGCGCGAUGCGUUGCACGACGACGAGGCAAAGGUCGGGCGACACUACCGCAUCAGCGAGCUGCACCUCAUCGACCUUGCUGGCUCGGAGCGCAACUCGUUCUACAGCGCCAACCGACGUGCAGAAGGCGCCAACAUCAACAAGAGCCUGCUGAGCCUGAGCAAAGUCAUUUACGCUCUUUCGGAGCGACAGGCCACAGGAAGGCCCGCGCCCGCGCACAUUCCCUACCGCGACUCGAAACUCACGCGCAUAUUGCAGAAUAGCUUGAAUGGCAGCGCGCGUGUCGCUGUGGUUUGCACGCUUAAUCCAAGCCCUGCUAUGGUCGAGGAAAGUCUCGGGACAAUAAAUUUUGCGCGGAGAAUCAAGCACGUCGCCGUGCGUGCACAGCCAAACGAAUUCGAUGGGGACUUGUCGGUGCUUGUCGGCGCACCAUGCACCGAAACACAGGCACUACUAGCUCGCUACCGUGCAGAGAUGGGUGCGCUGCGCGCCAAAGUAGCGUCGCUGCAGCAAGCGCCCCGCACUCCCACACCCUCGACGCCAGACUCUGCGCCGCACACCCCGACACAGUCCAAACCUGUAUCGCUUGACGCGCUCCAAGCGAGACUCGAUCAGCUUGGCACGCUUAUUUUGCGGGGCGGGAGUGUACAAGAGAGUAGUGCAGCGCCGCAUCCCGUGUCACCUGCAAAGCGGCGUGGGUUUACGUUUGACGAUCCGUUGCCGCGCGUGCAGGAAAAACUGCACGCGGCACUGACCAAGAUUGGGCGUUUGGAGCGCGCAUUGGCCACGCGCAUUAUGCUGCCGGAGAUGGCGGACGAAAAAGACCGCUUGAUUGGCGACUUGCUCCAGCAAGUGCGCGAGCUUGAAGUUGUGUGCCAGGCACAGAGAGAGGACGAUGCGCCGUCGUACGAGGCACGGCUGGACGAGGCCGAGGAAAAAAUUGCUGCGCGCGACGCAUUUCUCGAAGAGCUCACUGUAGAAUGCGCGCGGCUGCGGCGUGCCAACAAAGAGCUUGUUUUGCUUGCCCACCAAGAAACAGCGCGCAUGGUUGAGGCGGCACAGCCGAAGCGGCGCUCGCCGAUCAUGUCGCUUUUUGCGCCACAGCUGCGGCCUGCUACUGUGCUUGGAAUGGCGCCAUGUGCUUCGACGCCUUUGCAGAGCUCUCCGUUGCGUGCGUGGAAGCAGCACAAGGCGUCGAUUGUGUCGAUUGAUGCGUCGGAGAGCGAGAGUAGCUCGGAUUUGUCGAAUAGCGGGCUGGCUGAGCUGCUAGAGGAGUAA
This is a messenger RNA of Malassezia vespertilionis, 2754 nucleotides long. RefSeq lists its product as uncharacterized. NCBI's taxonomy places the organism in Eukaryota, Fungi, Basidiomycota, Malasseziomycetes, Malasseziales, Malasseziaceae. Gene Ontology annotation, molecular function: ATP binding; microtubule binding; microtubule motor activity. The transcript has a single exon. The record is from RefSeq and is a predicted model, not a curated record. The coding region runs from base 1 to 2754 and encodes 917 amino acids. Gene Ontology annotation, biological process: microtubule-based movement.